Pseudoliparis swirei is the source of this 1272-nucleotide messenger RNA. RefSeq names its product ovarian cancer G-protein coupled receptor 1 (gene gpr68). Gene Ontology annotation, molecular function: G protein-coupled receptor activity. Gene Ontology annotation, cellular component: membrane. Gene Ontology annotation, biological process: G protein-coupled receptor signaling pathway; cellular response to pH. The transcript has 6 exons. NCBI's taxonomy places the organism in Eukaryota, Metazoa, Chordata, Actinopteri, Perciformes, Liparidae. Bases 1 to 1272 code for a protein of 423 amino acids. The record is from RefSeq and is a predicted model, not a curated record.
AUGGUGGACACUUUUCCCGAGGACAUGAUGAACUGCACCAUUAGGCAUGAAAUCCACCAGUACCUCUUCUCCUGUGUGUAUAUACUUGUACUAUUGGUGGGCGUUCCCUCCAACCUGUACUCGUUGUACCACGCUGCUCUGCAGCUGAAGCAGAAGAAUGAGCUGGGCGUGUAUCUAAUGAACCUCACCGUGUCUGAUCUGUUAUACCUGGCAUCGUUGCCGCUGUGGCUACAGUAUUUCUUUCAGGAUGAUGACUGGAGUCACAGGGAGUGGUUGUGUCAGCUCUGCGGCUUCCUGCUCUAUGAGAACAUCUACAUCAGCAUCGGUUUCCUGUGCUGUAUCAGCCUGGAUCGCUACCUGGCUGUGGUCCACCCUUUAAGGUUCACCUCUCUCCGCUCUAUGAGAGCAGCGUGGCUUGUUAGCAUCAUCAUCUGGCUGAAAGAGAUCGCCGUCGGCGUGGUUUUCUUUCGCCAUAAAGAACUGAGCAGAGACCGCAAGAACCAAUCAGUGUGCUUCGAGCACUACCCCAUGCAGCCGUGGGAGUAUCCCAUCAACUAUUACCGCUUCACUAUUGGCUUCAUGUUUCCGCUGGCUAUUCUAUCAAUCAGCUAUCUGUGUGUUCUCCGUGCCGUGGGUCGGAGUGCUGGGACUCAGCCGGAUCAGAAGGUGAGGAUCAGGCAGUUAGUCAGCAGCACCGUCCUCAUCUUCCUCGUCUGCUUCUCCCCUUACCACGUCUUCCUCUUAAUACGCACCCUGCUGGAGCGAGACUGCAACUUUAUCGCAGAAAUAUUUAACUACUAUCACCUGUCAUUAUUGUUGACUACCCUGAACUGCGUGGCCGACCCCGCUCUCUACUGCUUUGUGAGCGAAAGUGCCCGCCGCGGCCUCUAUAGAGUCAUCCUCAGGCCAAUCAAAAGGAUACUGUGCUGCUGCUGUUGCCGAGGCAAUGUCAACCCAGCCAACCCCGCCAACCCCGCCAACCCAGCCACUGAUUCCCACGAGGUCGCCACCGACGAGAACAACGACUAUCCGACUGUGAUGCUGCUCACGCACAUCAGCACACUCAACAACUUCAAAACAGACACUUCCAGCAGAAAUACAAUUUUAAUCACACAGACUGAUGACAAAACGUUCACACCCUCCAUUGUACAGAAGUAUGGACACUCGGACAGACGGGUGGACAGGGAUGGAAAGCCCAGCUGUGUGAUGAUAGCCAUGGAAGAGCAGAGCCAAGAUACAGAUAGGACUGAGGAGACUGACUCUAGUAAAUAA